This is a messenger RNA of Thlaspi arvense, 2824 nucleotides long. NCBI's taxonomy places the organism in Eukaryota, Viridiplantae, Streptophyta, Magnoliopsida, Brassicales, Brassicaceae. The record is from the annotation of a GenBank genome assembly.
AAUCUCCGCCCUCGGCGUCUUGUUGCCGCCGCAGUAACUUUUCCUGCGUGCCAUCUGUUCGUCAAAUUGUCUGAACCAAUUUCUUCAAGACAACUCUUUCAUAGUGAGAAUCCUUGGAAAAGUUUGGAUUUUUGGGUUUCCGGGCACAAGGGUUUCAUUCAAAUUAGCUCGGUAACUUAGGUUUGAUCCUCAAGAAGAAUGGUUAAUGGAAACAACAAGAAAAGAGACGGUGGUUUAUCGUCGCUUGCACCUCGAGAAAUCAGCGUACAGAAAUUCUCCGAGGCUCGAGCAGCCGAGCUCGAGUCUCUUCACUCGAUUGUGUCUGACCGUUUGAACAAGGACUUUCGGUCAAAGAGGAACAAGAGGAGAAGGACCAAUGCCUACACUAACAACCCUUCAAAGAGACGUAAUAUAAAGAGGCAAAGAUCAGAGUCAUUGCUAUUGAUUGGUCAAGCAUCAGGAGGAAGAGACAAUGAUGAAACAAAGAUCCCAAGACGAGUCAAGAGGAGGAUGGAACUUAAAGGGAACCCUGAAUCAGGGUUUAGUACCUCUGGUGAUGGAACAAAGAGGCUGAGAACACAUGUUUGGCAUGCUAAACGGUUUUCCAUGACUAAGCUAUGGGCUUUUCACCUUCCUCUUGGUUUAUUUGGGAGAGGAAGGGGAUCUAGGGAUAUCUUGAAGAAGUCUAGGCAAGGUGUUCUUGUGCAUGAUGCUAGCUAUCAUAUUGCUGUGCAACUGGAGGGUCCAGAGGCAGGGCUCACUCUUGUCAAUAUUAAACUUGCUAUUGGAGCCUUCUCCGUCAUCUCAUUCCAAGGAAGCCUUAGUUGUGAAAACGCCAUGCUUUAUCAUGUGGAACCACCAGUUUCUCAGGCGAUUGCUCCUGUAACUUAUAUGUGGAGACCUUCUCAGUUUCCUAAGAGAAGAGAAGAGAUUAAAGUGGGUGACUGCGAAGGAAACGAUGGUCCAGUCUCAAAUGGAGAUCAUGUAGACUCUCGAAAACUUUGGUUGUGGAUCCAUGCUUCUUCCUUCAGUGAGGGAUAUGCUUCUCUUAAACUAGCUUGUCAAAAACAGAUGAAUGAGACAGGUGUUUUAGUUGAUUGCUUUUCACUCGAGGGUCAGCUUGGAAAACUUGAGAUUUUCGGUUCAGAAGCAUCUCAUCUUCUUCAAAAGACCAUACAUCCUGUUACAAGUAGCUCAGAGGAUAUCUCUGUUUUAAGAAAGUGUUCAAUGGAAAAAGCUGAGGUUAAGAACGUUGCUGAUCCUUACGAAGAGGAGAACAUAUCAUCUUGCGCUAUUCUACCACGGUUUGUCAUUGAUCCGCGUUUAAUCCCGAAUAAUCCACUUGAUGAUGGUACAGUGUCUGUUGAAAUGACCAAAACUGAGCCUGCUGAGUCACUUGAAGUAACAACAACCAACACAGAGGCUGAAAGUUUUCCUGAAGUUCUCAAGUGCUUAUGGGAUGCAAAUAGUGAACUGGCCCCUCCAGAAGAAGAGAACACGUUGUGUUGGGAAAAGCAUCAAACUCGUAUGGAGUCUCUUUGCCUCAACGAUCCGGCUUCUGAAGUUCCGAAGAUAUCUAGUAGGCCAAGGAGUUCGAGGUCUUGUCCUUUACUGCUUCUCAAACAUAAAAAGCUUGGGAAUGCACCUACAGGAUGGUCUCUUAUACUUCCGCUUAGUUGGAUCAAAGUCUUCUGGAAUGCCUUUGUCUCAAAAGGAGCUCAAGCAAUAGGUCAGAGGGAGAAACGCUGGCUUUCUUGUGAUGCUGGUUUCCCAUUUUUCCCAUCAGAUUUUCCUGAUUGCAAAGCAUAUUCAUCUUUAACAAUGAGUGAAGCUGCAGAGUUGGAGGAGAAGGCACAAAGGCGCCCUCUUGCGGUAAGACCUUUCAGAGUUCCCAUUCCACCUCCAUGGAAUAGUAUCCAUGUGACACGUUCUGUUGGAGAGAGUUCAGAUCAAAAGCUUACAAGCAGCGAUGGGACGACUGAAGUGGAAGUUUCCAGUAAUGGUGGUAAUCUAUUUGAUGGUAUAGUGGCAAGAACAUCAGAUUCGCUGACUACUUUUCUCCAAGCUUUCUCAAGUGACAACUUGCUUUUAUCUCCUCGCAACACUUUGAAACCAAACGCAAACCCUGUGAUGACGCUUCAAGAAGAUGAUACAAAGGCAAGAGCUCAGAUCCAUCAGAGCAGUGAUACUAGACUGUGCCUUGUCAGAGUUCUUCUACAUGCUUUCAAGGAAGGUUCUUUUGAAGAAGGCGCGGUUGUAUGUGCACCAUCUCUCGCAGACAUAUCAGCACUAAAAUCCGGUGAAGGGGAAGAAGGGCGUGUUGCAAUCCCUCAAUCUUUUGUAAGCUCUUACUUCCAAGAACAACCUUCUGGAACCUGGGAACUAAAUGUCCCUGAAGACACUCUUACAAAACAAUCUCAUAGAUGGCCUAUCGGGUUUGUAACGACAGGAUUUGUCCGAGGGAGUAAAAAGCCGACGGCGGAAGCUCUGUGUGAUGCAGUGUUGUUAAUGAGACUAAGAGAAGAGCAAGGGAAAGGGAAAGAUGUGAAGAGGAGGAAGAAGGAGAUUUAUGUUUUGGUUAGAAACCUAAGAUCUUGUGCUUCUAGACUCGCACUUGCUACUAUAGUUUUGGAGCAACAAGACUCUAGUGAUGAUGUCCACUGCUUUUAGCUCCCACCAUCAGAGAGUCAAACACUGAUGUUUUGUUUGUAUCAGUUAUAUUUGAUUUAUCUUAAACGAUGUAUUUUAAUUAUUUAUUAAUGAUCAAAGCAAGUUUAGUGGGAAUUUGGAAAAUCUCACUAGUGUUAAUAUUGGCAUGUUUCGG